Molecule: messenger RNA, 3805 nt
Organism: Camellia sinensis
Lineage: Eukaryota; Viridiplantae; Streptophyta; Magnoliopsida; Ericales; Theaceae
Product: putative E3 ubiquitin ligase SUD1
Biological process (GO): ERAD pathway
Cellular component (GO): endoplasmic reticulum membrane
Molecular function (GO): zinc ion binding
Source: RefSeq, a predicted model, not a curated record
ACCGACAAUUAGAAAACCGUAUAAUUAUCCAAUCCAACCCAAUCGGGAUUCAUCCAUCGACCGCUCCAACGCCAACUCCUCUUUUUUCUUCCCGUAACGUAACCCUUGCUCUUCUCCAUCGAAGGCCUUCCUUUCAGUCAAGAAAUUGGUGAUCUCUCAUCAGACCUAAUGGAGAUCGCACCAAGUGGUGGUUCGACGGAUUUUCCGAGAAAGUUUGAAGAGGAGGAAGAGGAAGACGUGUGUCGGAUCUGUCGGAAUCCGGGGGACGCAGAGAACCCUCUUCAGUACCCCUGCGCUUGCAGUGGAAGCAUCAAGUUUGUUCACCAAGACUGUCUCCUUCAGUGGCUCAAUCACAGCAACGCUCGCCAAUGUGAGGUCUGCAAACAUGCAUUUUCGUUCUCCCCUGUUUAUGCUGAGAAUGCUCCAGCAAGGCUUCCUUUUCAGGAGUUUUUAGUUGGGAUGGCCAUGAAAGCGUGCCAUGUUUUGCAAUUCUUUUUGCGCCUUAGUUUUGUACUUUCUGUUUGGCUCCUCAUCAUACCCUUCAUUACAUUUUGGAUUUGGCAAUUGUCAUUUGUGAGGAGUUUCGGUGAAGCACAAAGACUAUUCUUUACUCAUAGAUCUGGAACAAUUUUGCUUACUGAUUGUCUGCAUGGCUUCCUACUUUCUGCAAGCAUUGUGUUUAUUUUUCUUGGAGCCACUUCGUUGAGGGAUUACUUCAGGCAUUUACGAGAAAUUGGAGCACAGGGUGCUGACAGAGAAGACGAAGCAGACAGAAAUGGUGCUAAUGCUGCAAGAAGACCUCCUGGACAAGCUAACAGGAAUUUUGCUGGGGAAGGAAAUGGAGAAGAUGCUGGUGGAGCAAAUGGAAUAGCUGGAGCCGGCCAAAUAAUUAGAAGGAAUGCAGAAAAUGUUGCUGCACGGUGGGAGAUGCAGGCAGCUCGUCUUGAGGCUCAAGUUGAACAAAUGUUUGAUGGCUUGGACGACGCUGAUGGUGCGGAGGAUGUACCCUUUGAUGAGUUAGUUGGGAUGCAGGGGCCUGUUUUUCAUUUGGUGGAAAAUGCAUUCACUGUUCUUGCAAGCAAUACAAUAUUCCUUGGUGUUGUAAUCUUUGUGCCCUUUUCACUAGGACGGAUUAUACUUCAUUAUGCAUCUUGGGCUUUGUCCUCUGCUACUAGUCCAGUGCUGUCAGCAGCGAUGCCGCUUACAGAGUCAGCCCUUUCAUUGGCAAAUAUCACAUUGAAGAAUGCAUUAACUGCUGUUGCGAAUUCAACAUCUGAUAACCUAGAAAACAGUUUACUUGGACAGGUUGCAGAAACAUUGAAAGAAAAUGCUACAGGACCACAUGAAGUAUUGAACAAUCUUAGCACCUCAUUUUCAGCUGAUUUUAUGGAAGGGGCAUCUGUUGGAACGUCAAGGCUUUCUGAUGUUACAACUCUCGCUGUUGGCUACAUGUUUAUAUUCUCUUUAGUCUUUCUCUACCUUGGAUUUGCUGCAUUGAUUCGGUACACUAAAGGUGAGCCUUUCAAUAUGGGGAGAUUCUAUGGUAUUGCUUCAAUCGCAGAGACAAUACCAUCACUUGUCAGGCAGUUCGUGGCAGCGAUGAGGCAUUUAAUGACUAUGAUUAAGGUUUCUUUCCUUCUGGUCAUUGAACUUGGUGUUUUCCCUCUGAUGUGCGGAUGGUGGCUGGAUAUUUGUACCAUAAGAAUGUUUGGGAAGUCAAUUGCUCAAAGAGUUGAGUUCUUCUCAAUCUCUCCAUUAGCAAGCUUGUUGGUUCAUUGGGUUGUAGGAAUUGUGUAUAUGCUACAAAUAAGUAUCUUUGUCAGCCUUCUUCGAGGGGUUUUACGUAAUGGGGUUCUGUACUUUCUUCGAGAUCCAGCUGAUCCAAACUACAACCCAUUCCGUGAUCUGAUUGAUGAUCCUGUGCACAAACAUGCUCGUAGGGUUCUGUUGUCUGUUGCUGUUUAUGGGAGUUUAAUAGUGAUGCUGGUAUUUUUACCGGUUAAACUUGCCAUACGACUGGCACCCUCCAUUUUUCCACUCGAUAUCUCUGUAUCUGAUCCAUUUACUGAAAUCCCUGCUGACAUGCUUAUCUUUCAAAUCUGUAUUCCAUUUGCUCUUGAGCAUUUUAAGUUGCGCGCAACAAUCAAGUUUGGUCUCCACUAUUGGUUUACCGUUGUUGGCUGGGCACUUAGUUUAACAGAUUUCUUACUUCCUGGACCUGAGGACAGUAGUGGUCAGGAACAUGGAAAUGAGGAGCCAGCAAGGCAUGAUAGAUUACAUGUACAACUGGGUGAGCAAAAUCAGCCCUUGCGAGGAUUUGUCGUCCCUGAUGAUUUGAACGGAGGCAGGGAUGUGUCGGCAAACACCAAUCUUGCAGAAGAGCAUGAUGGUGAUGAACAAUCCAACUUAGACAGGUACGGGUUUGUGCUUCGUAUUGUACUACUGUUGGUGAUAGCUUGGAUGACUCUACUUAUUGUUAACUCUGCUGUCAUAAUUGUACCUGUUUCACUCGGACGAGCUCUUUUCAAUGCCAUCCCUCGUCUCCCAAUAACUCAUGGCAUCAAGUGCAAUGAUUUAUAUGCUUUUGUCAUUGGAAGCUAUGUGAUUUGGAGUGCCGUGGCUGGAGCCAGGUAUUCCAUUGAAUACAUUAAAAGAAGGAGAGCAAAGGUUCUGUUAAGCCAAAUUUGGAAAUGGGGUGGCAUUGUUUUGAAGAGUUCUGCACUGUUGUCAAUAUGGAUUUUUGUCAUCCCGGUGUUAAUUGGACUGCUCUUUGAACUCCUGGUAAUUGUGCCAAUGCGGGUGCCUGUGGAUGAAAGCCCACUUUUCCUAUUGUAUCAGGACUGGGCUUUGGGACUCAUCUUUCUUAAGAUCUGGACUAGAUUGGUUAUGCUGGAUCAUAUUGUGCCUCUGAUCGAUGAUAGUUGGCGAAGAAAGUUUGAGAGAGUGAGAUUACAUGGUUUCUCGAGACUGCAGGGCUUUUGGGUGCUGCGCGAGAUUGUAUUGCCAAUCAUUAUGAAACUGCUUACCGCGUUGUGUGUACCCUAUGUUUUAGCCCGAGGAAUUUUUCCGAUAUUUGGAUACCCAUUGGUAGUAAACUCAGCUGUUUAUCGGUUUGCCUGGUUGGGAUGCCUCGGAUUCAGCCUGUUAUGCUUUUGCGCCAAGAGGUUCCAUGUCUGGUUCACCAACCUCCACAAUUCUAUACGUGAUGACCGCUAUUUGGUGGGUCGUAGGCUGCAUAACUUUGGAGAGGAUUCAGGGGAGAGGCAAAACCAGGCAGGGAAUUCCUCAGAAACUCAAAAUAAUGAUACACAAAGCUUUGAUUUAAUCCAGUAUGACCAUGACGUGGAUGUAGGGUUAAGGCUGAGGCGUGCUAAUCAGCAAGAUGGCUGAUAUGAGACGGGAUCGGAGCUAGUUUGUGCCCCAUUUGGUGUGUUAACAGAGGAUAUAUGCAUUGUUGACAAUAGGUUAACUAACAGUGUACCCUUUUAAGAGGGGCGUUGUUAGGGUUGUGAAUAGUUUGUGAAAUCUUGUCGCAAAGAACGUAGAAACAAGAUGGAAAAUUGUUUUGUUCAUAUGAAAGUAUCUUUUACAAGUGUCUAUUGUUGGAAUUUCCAAAAAAGGUUACUGUUAUCUUUAAGAUGAGGGGCAGUAGGUAAUGGCAUUUGGAUUGUUGUUACAUUAAUCUGUUGCUGCUAUAUACACAUUAGUUCCCUCUACACCCAUUCAAGGUGUGAGUUCAAUUCCCAAUGCAUGUAAGAGAGGAAGGUGGAUGCAAAAGAAAUUUUAAUUGGUGUAUUUAAAAGCA